AUGUCUGUUUUGUACGAUAAAAUGGUGAAAGGCAUGCUUCACAUUCCUGAAGACGACUUUCUACCAGGUACUGCUGUUAAAGCCCCCUUUGUCUUCAUACGAGAUGAAGAGUACCUCCUUCUCAGACACCUGAUGAAACCUUUUGCCAGGAGAAAUCUUGAUUGCUCGAACGAAAAGUUCAACAAAGUUCUUUCACGAACUAGAAAAACUGUUGAAUUUGACUUUGGAAUUGCGGCUGCAAAUUGGCGAUUACUAAACAAACCAAUUGAAACGAAAGUAGAGACUGCAGAACUGAUUGUGAAAGCUGUUUGCGUUUUACAUAAUAUGACUGUGGACAAAGAGAAUGUACUGAACGAUGUGGAGUACAGAGACGUACUUCCUGGAGUUCAGCCAUCAAGAAGAAACAAUGCAGCUCCUGCUGAAGCUACCGAGAUAAGGAAUCUGUUUAAGCGUUUCUUUAAUGAAUAA
Molecule: messenger RNA, 468 nt
Organism: Schistocerca cancellata (South American locust)
Lineage: Eukaryota; Metazoa; Arthropoda; Insecta; Orthoptera; Acrididae
Exons: 1
Coding region: 1-468 (155 amino acids)
Source: RefSeq, a predicted model, not a curated record